Molecule: messenger RNA, 3732 nt
Organism: Dromiciops gliroides (monito del monte)
Lineage: Eukaryota; Metazoa; Chordata; Mammalia; Microbiotheria; Microbiotheriidae
Exons: 2
Coding region: 346-1536 (396 amino acids)
Biological process (GO): viral process
Molecular function (GO): nucleic acid binding; zinc ion binding
Source: RefSeq, a predicted model, not a curated record
GCACCACGUUUGAAAAUGGAUUAGAGGAUGGGUGGCGCCCCGCCCCCCAGCCCUCCAUUUCCUGGACCCUGGCCCCGGACCGUUUUUUUUCUCUCCUGUUGCGGAGUGCGAGGCUCUUUCUCUGCCUCUGCUUGUGCAUUUUGUCUCCUUUGGACCUGGGUUCGAAUUCUGCACCUUUCCCACCGACUCUCAGUGUGACUCCGGGGUCGGAGGCGGCAUGGGAAACCAGGCGUCCCGGGCUCAGAAGGGGGCGGUCCCCGAGGAGGGCACGCCGGCCUUUUACAUGUACAGGCACUACCGGCCCGGCUGCUGCCGGUUUCUGGCCCACUGGAGCAGGCUCACCUGAUGGAGCCGGGGGCGCUGGGGUUUCCGCCCGAAGGAUCCUUUGACCUGAGCAAAAUCACGCACCUCAAGGAGGUCCUGCAGUCGCAGGGAUCGAAGGUUGGGCGAGCGGAGUGGAAGGCGUUCAUCGAUUGGCACGCCGAAGCUUCCCGAAGGCACCGGGACGCUCAGGAGCAGCGGCACCAGGAGGCCAUCAAGGAGCUGCGCGACAAGAUUCGCGCCUUUGAGGCUUCCAGCCCCCCAUCGCCACCCGCGGCCCCGGGAGAUCCUCCUCCACAGCAGCCGAGACCCGCGCAGCCCCCGGGAGCCCAGGAAGCUCCCCAGCCGCCUCAGCCUCCUGCCAAUUCAGUGCCUUUAACGCCCCUUCCUUCCUCUUCCCUGGUGCCGUCCGUAGCCGCAGAUGUAGGACGUGCUUCCUUGUGUCCUCCCAGGCCUAGUGUGGUCCAGUACCCAGAGUGGAGGAGGAACGUGUUUGAUUGUAGUAGUAUUAGGCCUGACUAUUGGUAUUGCCUUGCCUCCAUGUUCCCUGACAUUGAGAAAGAACCAAAAGUGUUUAGGAAACAAUUGACUUUUGUCGUUGAUGUUUUUAAGCCCACCUGGGCAGAAAUGAACGGACUUUUGACAAUCAUAUUGCCCAGAAAGGUCAGACAGAGCAUCUUUGAGGAGGCGCUUUGGCCAACAGAUGAUCCAGGGGAAGGCCCUCACUUGGUUUGGGUCUUCCAGGCUUUACUCAAUGCUAUCCUGCUGGUCUGCCCUAGAAAAUCUGAUUGGGGGAAAAUUGUACGCUGUAAGCAAAAGAUAAAUGAGCAGCCUGGCAUAUAUUUAGAUCGCUUUACAGAAGUCUUUGAGGAGUACUCCGGCAUCGAUGACCCAGCCAACGGGGCCACCCAAGGGAAGGCAAUGGCUUUUGUCCAAGGCCUUCUCCCCGAAGUUCAAGAACAGCUUCGUGCUUGUGUGGGAUGGGAAGGAAAAGGCAUCCAAGAAUUAGUGGCCUUAGCUAACUAUCACUGGGAGCAGUGGUGGAAAGAGAAAAUAAUUGUCCAGUUGGUCCCUAGUCAGAGAGGUCCCAAGAGUCCCUUCCAUCCUUCUGCAUGCUUUUACUGUAAGCAGCUUGGUCAUUGGAAAAAGGAGUGUCCUUAUCGCCAAAGGCGCCUGCUCCAGCGUCAACUCCAACUACCCUUCAGGCUCACUUGAGGGACAGUCAUUCCUUAAAGCCCAGACUGGAUGGGAGCCUCCGGCCCUCUCCUCUUGAUGUGGCAAGCCACUGCCACUGAGAUACAGUUUGUUAAAAAGCCAAAGCCUGGCUCCUUAUUAGGAGAUUUGUUUUGUAAUUUCGCCUUCUACCUUCAGUUCCUAAACUGUGGGGAAGAGCUUUUCUAUUCCAAGAUUUUAUUAAUACAAAUUUGAUAUCAAUUUUUUUAUUUUAUUAGUUUUUUUUUCCAGGGCAGUGAGGGUUAAAUGACUUGCCCAGGGUCACACAGCUAGUGUCAAGUGCCUGAGGCUGGCUUUGAACUCAGGUCCUCCUGAAUCCAGGGCUGGUGCUUUAUCCACUGUAGUGCCACCUAGCUGCCCCCAUUCCAAGAUUUUAAUAAUGCAGUCCUCUGUAGCCACUUAGCACUUGGAGAUAACAGAUUUUUACCUCCUAGGCAGAGGUACAAGGGGUUAAAAAACCCCAGGCAUGCCAUCCAUUUCAGCAGAAUCUGUGAGACCUCAAAAAUGGGAGCUGUUCUUGUGGGCAUGAGAGCUGGGAUCUUGUGGGGGGAGGUUAAAAAAAGAGGGAAAGCUUCAGGACUAUCUUGGGGAGGUGUUUUGGCCUGUUCCUGUGCCUCACCCCUAGCACCUGUAUUUUGCCUUAAUUGUUGAUUGUGGGCCUUCAUGGGAUAAGGACCCUUUGUAAUUGUUGAUACCCCUUGCCCAUGAUCUGUGUGGGCCUCAAGCGGAUCCAUGGUAAAGGGGUUUGCCGUUGGAUCCACAGCCUGCCAUGGAGGACCCUGUCUGGUGCUCAUCUGAAAUUAUCCAAGUCUCUCUCAUAGAAAUCUUGUGAAAGUUUCUCCCCAUCCCCAACCCCAACCCCCUCUCCCCCCCCAAGCCAGGUCAGGGCUCCCAGGUAAUCCAAGGGGAGAGGUUGAAGUCUUUAAAGCAAAGCCCUCAGUGCUGUUCCUUGAGAAGUAAACACCAAGAACAUUGCCCUGGACGUUGGCCAAGCAGCUGAGAAAUGUUUUCAGAAUCAAACCAGAUCCUUAGGGGACUCAGCCCUCCACUUCCUGUGUAGUUUGCUUGUUUGUCUUAUAUCCCUCAACUGGCAAAUUACAUAAUUAUUUGUGCACAGUUCCUGGUGCAUAGUAGGUGCUUAAUGAAUACUUGUUUCCUUCUUUCCUUCCUAAGUUGUGGUAAGGAGGCUCAGGUCAGCCCACAGGAAGGAGUCCGGGGGUUUGGGGCAACACCCCGGUCCCUAUGAGAAAUAGAAAUAGACAUUGCCGGGGCGGCUAGGUGGCGCAGUGGAUAAAGCACCGGCCCUGGAUUCAGGAGUUCCUGAGUUCAAAUCCGGUCUCAGACACUUAACACUUACUAGCUGUGUGACCCUGGGCAAGUCACUUAACCCCAUUGCCCGUGAAAAUAAAAUAAAAUUUAAUUAAAAAAAAAAAAAGAAAUGGACAUUGCCUCCUAAAUGGAGAUCCCCAUUAAGCCCAUCACUACCCUAGGGCCUGAAGGCUGUGGCAUUGUUGAUGUCCCAGAAAUGGGACCCUUUUCAUAUGAAAAGGGAAAGUUCAGAAGCCACCUUGGAAUGGCCUUGAGCUUUUCCUCCCUGCUGCGCCACUUCUGCUCCCCAUUAGCUGAUUUGAGAUAGCAGGCGUCUAUGAUACGGACAUAGCCGAUGGAAAUCCAUCACUGGUUUUCUGCCUUCCUGGGGGAACUAACUAUCCCUUCCCCAGGAGUCAUUGGAGGAACUGCUGCCUUUUCCUUCCCCCUACCCCCUUUCCUCCACUGAGCCUCAAAACCCCUGAGGGGUCCCUGAUCACCCAGGGAGACCCCACUCCAGACCCAAAGAGCCUCUCCUCUCCUCAUCUCAUCAUCUCUCAUCUCCCCUCCCCUCCCCUCCUCUCCUUUCCUCUCCUCUCAUCUCAUCCUGUCCUGAGACCUCUACGAGCCACCAAGAACAUUCUUCUGUCUCCUUAAGGACCCUUGGACCUCGCCAUCUGCCCUGCUAUUGCAUCCUGGGUACUUUGGGGUAUCUUUAUCCUGCCUCUCUUAUCCUGUCCUGUCUCUUCUAAUUAAACAUCAAGAGUCUGUCUCAAUUUUCCUUUUGUAUCCCCAGAUCUCAUUACAUAGUAAACACUUAAUGAAGGCAUUUUCAUUGGUAUCGAUCACUCAAUAAACCUCUUAGCUCUA